ACGAAACUUACAUAUUUAAAAGAGAGAAUAAUUGAAAUAGUUGAAUUAAUCGAAUAAAAGCAAGCAUUUCCGGUUACAGCAUCUCUGCGUAAGUUUCACUCAGCUGAUCCGGGUCAACAAAGUUCUCUUCCUCACUAGAAUGGAGCAAUACUGGUCUGGGAGUGCAAUCAAUAAAAACAAAGGGAUGGUGGAGAAUUUGCAGAAUUAUGGAAUAAUCAAAUCUAGAAAGGUAGCUGAAACAAUGGAAAACAUUGACAGAGGUGUAUUUGUACCCAACGGGGCGCAACCUUACAUUGACAGCCCCAUGGCUAUAGGCUACAAUGCCACUAUAUCUGCACCACACAUGCAUGCAAUCUGCCUUCAGUUGCUCGAGAAUUAUUUGCAACCUGGAAUGCAUGCUCUCGACGUUGGCUCUGGGACUGGCUACCUGACUGCUUGCUUUGCUUUGAUGGUUGGAUCCAAUGGCCGUACUGUUGGCGUGGAACAUAUUCCUGAAUUGGUUUCCUCUUCAAUCAAGAAUAUUGAAAAAAGUGCCGCAGCUCCACUUUUGAAAGAUGGUUCCCUUUCUGUGCAUGAUUGUGAUGGAAGGCAGGGUUGGCCUGAUUUUGCUCCUUAUGAUGCCAUUCACGUUGGAGCAGCGGCACCAGAAAUUCCUCAACCACUUAUUGACCAGUUGAAGCCAGGGGGUCGAAUGGUUAUUCCUGUUGGAAAUGCACUUCAAGAUUUAAAGGUUGUGGAUAAGAACUCCGAUGGUUCUAUCAGUAUCCGGACUGAGACUUCUGUUCGAUAUGUGCCUCUCACUAGCAAGGAAGCUCAACUUAACGGAGAAUAAGGUAGUGAAGGGAAAGCAAAAUCCUCAAUUAGUGUCGGUGAUGCUUUCAGGUGUCUUUGGUUUUCUGUAUCACAUGCCGCGUUCUGAAAGAAAUUUGUAUAGUUCAAGUUAGUUUUAUUUUCUUACCGCCAAAACAGGAACCCAAUAAAACUGUAUUUAAAAUCUUAUAUUUAUCCUCCUUUUUUAUUUCUUAAUUAUUGAGUAUGUUUGAGGCUAAAA
Medicago truncatula (barrel medic) is the source of this 1051-nucleotide messenger RNA. RefSeq names its product protein-L-isoaspartate O-methyltransferase 1. The transcript is spliced from 4 exons. Gene Ontology annotation, cellular component: cytoplasm. Bases 140 to 832 code for a protein of 230 amino acids. Gene Ontology annotation, molecular function: protein-L-isoaspartate (D-aspartate) O-methyltransferase activity. Gene Ontology annotation, biological process: protein modification process. The record is from RefSeq and is a predicted model, not a curated record. Lineage: Eukaryota; Viridiplantae; Streptophyta; Magnoliopsida; Fabales; Fabaceae.